AUGGCCAAGGUGCUUUCGAGUCGCAGCGAGGAAGGCCAGCGCAUUCAAGAAAUUGCCGACCAGAUUCCGCCGAUACCUGUGCGUGGAUUUUCGACGACAAUCCAGGCGAUCACGUACACCGUUACCAUUAUCGCCACAGGCAUCGUCUUUCUCCGUGUUUGGGUCCGAUGGAAGCUCUCCGGGCACCAUGCAUGGGGCUGGGACGACAUCUUUGCUGUCGCCGGAUGGGUUCCCCUCAUACCAUCCGUCGUUUUCCUCGUCCUCGCCACCUACUGGGGCCUAGGAGCCCAUGACGAUCACGUCCCCGAAGGCAUGCUCGAGUACUACCAAGUCCGAGUAAAGAGAUACAUGUUCUUCUUCGAACUCAUCUACUUUGCCUCGUCGGUCCUGACGAAGCUGGCCAUGGCCAUCAUGAUCUUGCGGCUCUCCUCGAAGAAAAAGUACUCGAUGAUCAUUUGGGGCAACAUGCUCGUCCUUGCUAUCAAUGCUACCGUGUGCCUGAUCAUCAUGUUCGCCAGCUGCUCGCCGGUGUCGGCGUUGUGGAAUGAGAAGCUCGGCUUUUGUCGAAUCAAGUACGGGUGGAUCAUUAUAAGCUAUGCGGGAUCUGUGGUGCUGGCGCUGGUUGACUGGACGUGUGCGAUCACGCCCUUCUUCAUGUUGCGUGAUCUGCAGAUGCCCAGGAGAAGGAAGAUCUCGGUUCAAGUCAUCCUGAGCUUGGGUAUCGUCGGGAGCGCUGCUGGGCUCGUCCGAAUGGCUUACUAUAAAGCGUAUGAUACAGAGAAAUAUCCACACGAGUCUUUACACAACUGGGGCCAUACCAUCCUUUGGUCAAUCCUCGAGGCCGGCUUGGGUAUCAUUGCCUGCUCCUUGCCUCCUCUUCGCAAACUCUUCAAGAAGUUCUACCAGGGCUCGUCUGGACAGUCAGCCAUGAUGUCAGGGAUGGGGACAAACGAUGGCGGAACCCAGCUGAGCAACCUUGGAGGAACUCCUAGCGGCAUGAAGGGCCUGCGGCGUAAGGAAGGAUCCCAAUGGGGUCGAUUGGAUGAUGAACACUCUACGUCUAGCCAGCAGCACAUUGUCAAGUCGACCCAUGUUUGUGUUGAAACGAGUAGUGCCGAUGAUGGCAAGACUUAUGACCAGGACAAGAAUGAGGCUUAUGUCUGGAGCCGAAAUGUAUAG
Molecule: messenger RNA, 1179 nt
Organism: Thyridium curvatum
Lineage: Eukaryota; Fungi; Ascomycota; Sordariomycetes; Thyridiales; Thyridiaceae
Exons: 5
Coding region: 1-1179 (392 amino acids)
Source: RefSeq, a predicted model, not a curated record